Molecule: messenger RNA, 1808 nt
Organism: Syngnathus typhle (broad-nosed pipefish)
Lineage: Eukaryota; Metazoa; Chordata; Actinopteri; Syngnathiformes; Syngnathidae
Gene: bag1
Product: BCL2 associated athanogene 1
Exons: 7
Coding region: 104-727 (207 amino acids)
Biological process (GO): protein stabilization
Cellular component (GO): cytosol; membrane; cytoplasm
Molecular function (GO): protein-folding chaperone binding; adenyl-nucleotide exchange factor activity
Source: RefSeq, a predicted model, not a curated record
GUGGGCGGGGCAAAGUGCUUCUGGUUACCCGGAAGUAGUUAUCUUACUAUUAGCGCUUAGCAGUCAUUCAUGCGGCGUUUAAUUUAAACGACGAAAUUUAAACAUGUCGACGCAAGAUAUCACCGUCAUUGUCGCUUACGGUUCUACAAAGCACAGCAUCACGGUGACCAGUCAAGAGGAUGGAAUGUGUCCCACUGUCAAAGACCUGUCAGAUUGUCUCAAUCAAAUCACCGGAAUCCCUCCGGCCUCUCAGAAGCUCAUCUUCAAGGGAAAGUCGCUGAAGGACAUGGAGCAGACACUGUCCAGCUUCGGGAUAAAGAAUGGAUGCAAGCUCAUGAUGAUUGGAAAGAGGAACAGUCCUGAGGAAGAAGCUGAGCUGAGGAAGCUGAAAGAUAUCGAAAAAACGGUGGAGCAAACGGCAAAAAAGCUGGAGAAGGUCGACGGGGAGUUGACCGGACUCAAGAAUGGAUUCUUGGCCAAAGAUCUUCAGGCUGAUGCUCUGGGCAAACUGGACCACAGAGUGAAAGUUGCGUCCGAACAGUUCAUGAAGAUCCUGGAGCAGAUCGAUGCUCUGACCAUCCCGGAAAACUUCAACGACUGCCGGCAGAAGAAAAAGGGCCUUGUGAAGAUGGUGCAGGAUUUCUUGGCCCAGUGUGACAAGAUGGAGGCUUGCAUAUCAGACCACCUGACAAAGAUCCAGUCUAAAAAUCUGGCCCUAGCGGACUGAAGAGAUAUUCAUAUUUUUGUUCUUGCUCUGUGAGCAACUACUGUGCUGUGUACAAAGAGCACCUCUGUAGUCUCUGUUCUAUUUAUUACAACAGCGCCUUGAGACACGAGUGACCCUGCAAACAAGUUGUUGGAAAUAUGAAAACUCAUUUGGAAUUUUUUUUUUUUAUUAAACUUGAGCGCACUUUUUGAGAUAUGAAUGCUGUAAGCUAGCAUAAGGAUGGAUUUAUAGCAUUUCCAUUCAUUUCAUUGGAGAAAGAUGAUUUGAGUCCUGAGCAUAGCCAUGGAACAAAUGUCACUCGUAUCUCAAAGCGCCACUGAAGCGUGCUCUGUCCUUUAGCGUUUUGGAUUGUAGUGUGCUUCACGAUUCUCAUCAGUUUCUUUACAGCGUGUGUGUGAUACUCAACAGAAAGUGGCGUUUUUUUUUUAUUAAAACAUCCAAAUCCUCAGAAGCAGCAGUUAACGUAUUUUUUUUUUUUACUCUUGUACGAGUUGAAAUGUUCCUGCUGCAUUAAUUAAAAACCCGGCCUAUUGCAUCAAGGGGUGAUCGAUCGAUAACAAUAACCAGUCACAGUAAUGUGCCCUUUGUGACAUGUGCAUGACAUCAUGUUCAAGUUUGGUCAGCGUCUUAGUGAUGUGCAAAUGAGCAGGAAGCCGCUACGUGACAACCUUCCAGCGGGCUAUACAAAACACAGAACGGAGAACUCCUCCACUUGUUGGUUGGGUCGAGUCGGGCGGCUAAUCGUCCUUGUCCUUGGCACCGUGUUUGAGGAUACGCGUGAACGCCACAUAGUUGAAGUUGCCCUUCUUGUCGAUGGGCGCCUCCCGGAAGAGCUCGUCCACUUCCUCGUCCGUGAACCUGUCGCCCAUGGUAGUCAGCAGCUCACGCAGCUGUUCCUCCUGGAUCAUACCUGCGGGAGCCGCAAAGGGAUCAUCAUGUUUUACUCGUAAUGUAACAAAUACAGUAUUCAUCCUUUGAAAUGUUACUCACCACCUGUACAGCUAAACAAAGUUUCACAAACAACAAAUUAAUUACCUACUUUUAAUUUGUUGUGGGACGAAUAAAAGUAUAUCUACUGUAA